AUGGCAAAGGAAGCCGCCCCCAGAACCGGCCUGGCCGUCGGCAUCAACAAGGGCCACGUACGUUCGAUCCCCGAUUAUCCCCAAGGAAGACAGGCCGUCAAUGGCGUCGGACGACAGGACGACAGCGACAACGACGACAACGGGCGAUGGACAAUGCAGGGACGUGAUGGGCGGGUUGAGAAUUUCUUGAAGCGCAAAACCACCCCCCGCGUUGUCAAGCCCCGUGUGUCCCGCACCAAGGGCCAUCUGAGCAAGCGCACCGCUUUCGUCCGCGACAUCGUCAAGGAGGUUGCUGGCCUCGCUCCCUACGAGCGCCGUGUUAUUGAGCUGCUGCGCAACAGCAAGGACAAGCGCGCACGCAAGCUGGCAAAGAAGCGGCUCGGUACCUUCGGCCGUGCCAAGAGAAAGGUGGACGAGCUCACCCGGGUGAUCGCCGAGUCGCGCAGACAUUAA
Molecule: messenger RNA, 453 nt
Organism: Sporothrix brasiliensis 5110
Lineage: Eukaryota; Fungi; Ascomycota; Sordariomycetes; Ophiostomatales; Ophiostomataceae
Product: large subunit ribosomal protein L36e
Exons: 3
Coding region: 1-453 (150 amino acids)
Biological process (GO): cytoplasmic translation
Cellular component (GO): cytosolic large ribosomal subunit; ribosome
Molecular function (GO): structural constituent of ribosome
Source: RefSeq, a predicted model, not a curated record